CGGUGCCGAUGACGACAAUGAUGAUGAUGAUGCCACUGAUGCGUUUGGGUCGGUCACAGAAGACCACGUCCUCAUCGAGAGACAGUGCACUUGGGACACCACGGUUCAAGCCGCACUCACGCAAGGGACUUGUUCCCUGACACAAAUGUGUAAGGUGCUACGAGCACCUUACCCUUUAGCUUGAGGAACGCUUGUUUCACGUGCCAAUGCCAAAAAGUGAUCGCUUGCCAAAAGUGAUUUCUGGUACUUAAAAAAUUAUUGCAGGAAUUUAAGCUGCUAUAAAUGACUUAUUGACCUCAAACCAUCAAAAAUAGGUCAAUCAUAUCUCUCACAAAGAAUAUCUUAUCACAACAUAGCUCAUGCACUCAGUUUUUGGAAAAGUGACUUUUAUAUAUUCUUUAUUUAUCCCCGUAAAAAGUGUCAUUGACAUUAAAAAUGUGUAUUUCACGAGAGAUCUAGCCAAGAGGGCAGCAGAAAUUGUAACAAAUAUAACAUCACAGUUCUAUAAACUUACUUGAAGUGACCAAAAAGGACUGGAUUGAUGAUAAUAUGGGUCAUCAAAUACACAGAGUCACAAAGAUACUUCAAAAACAGGUCAUUUCUUUAUUUUAUAUAUAACCCCUUCAUAAAUCCCUUACACUACCGUUUAUUUACUAAUAUAAAUAAAGUUAUUAGACUUUUUAAAAAAAAACACAUUAAAACAUCAGAAUUCAAUUUUUAGCAGACAAUCACUUUUUGGUAAAACAACAUCUAUGUCAGUUUUUGGGAGCAGUGAUCUUUAAUGUAAAUGAGCCUUUUUAGGUGUUUCAUAUCGCCUUCAACAGUGAGGGGGUUGGAGGUGGGGUGUGCUCAAAAUGCUUUGCCUUCCCAAAAUGUGAAAUGGAUAUGCAUGCAGAAGUUUCAUUACCAGCAGGGGGAGAGAAUAUAUUUAAAGCCAAGAAUUUGCUAGUGAAUUAAAAAAAAAAAACAAUCGUAUGAAGUACUUUCCCGGGUCCUGUAGAUGCUAAUAUGUAUAUUCAUAUACAAAUGCGUUAAUAAUGUCUGUUUAAUCACUUUCCGGUGAUUAUUUUUAUGUUGCCUUGAAACAAAAUAUCUCCCUCUGUUGUUACUGCAGCUUCUGCAUGUGUGUCCUUUUCAUGCUUUGGAGAGGCAAAGCCUGAAAUGGUGGACUGGCCUGUCUGUUCCAGGUUUUGCCACAACUGCUUUUUAUUUAGCAGUUACACUUGCUAAAUAAAAAGAAUUAAAAGAUUUUAAAGCUCAUUUUAUGUAAUGACGAAUUAUUUGUUUCCCUAGAACAGGAAAGUGUUACUUUGCCUAGUGGUCUAGGGGUACCCUCGACAUAACAUGAGGCUAGCAACACAGAACAACUGAAGAUGCUAAGCAGCAGUUUAUCUGCUUUGGAGGUGAGCACUGCCAUGUCAACAAAUAAAAGUAUCCAGUGUUCUCUAAGCGGAAAUAAAAGGAAAACAAAAAACAAUUAUUGAACCAAUGUUUCUAACCAAUAACCAAAAUGGAUUUCAACACAAACACUCGUCUCACUCCUGCUACUGCUGCAGUGAUCAGUAUAUGCAGUGGAUAAGUAUUUACAUUUCUCUACAAAACACUCUUAACUAACAGCAUAUCAGAAACACAACUUAGCUCACAAAAUUCCCUAAUGGACUUCUGUUCAGGCUUCUCAUACAACUACUUGGUGCUACUUGCAACUGCUUGGCUCUUUGUUGUUUGUAGACGCAACAAGGAGUGGACAGAGGUGGCUGUCAGCUGGAGUUUAAGAUGCUGCUGUCCAUUCAAUUAUCCAAUCCAGCCACAGGAACUUUUACAAACCAAUCAGCAGCUCCACCAACACACACAAACGCACACACACCUUCGAGGCAACAGAUUAUCUUAGAUCAUAACAAAAGACAUUUCGAAUUAUAAAUCCCUGCUUUAAGAUCUUAACUUUUGAAGUAAAGCAUUGCACACUGAUUGAUUCAUUACAGAUGAAGAGAAUUAUUUACAGCUUCUUUGUGCUUACAAACAGUUAUUCUGUCUGGUCAUCUCAAUGACCUCUUCGUUUUUUAUACAUAUGAGUGUGUUUGUACAUGUCAUUUAUUUUAUCCACACAAAAAAUGGAUGUGAAACAUUUCUUUUGAAAAUGACAUGAGAUUAAAACAGUCAGAUAUUGUGGAGUUGUGGUUUAUAAAGCCCUCCCCUUGCUUCCGUUUUACAGGAAGUUGUUUUUCAUGAUGUCUGCGUGUUGUGUAACUUCUCUUUCAGUCUCACUGAUGGUAACACACAGCAUUAAAAUGCCUGAAGAAGAAGUGCUUUACUCUAAUGUGAGGUUUAUAAAAGCGAAGAGGGAGACCAAUGAAAGAGCUUCCCCAGUGGCUAAUCCCACUUUCUCCCAAGUCAAUAUUUCAAAGACUCAGCCGUCCACGACAGAGGUGCCUGAGCUUCCUCAACAAGCAGAGCUGAGCAGAAAUUCGAAGCUGCUGUCAGAGAGAGCGGUCCUGCUGGUUGUCAUUGCUCUCCUGGCUGCUGCUGUCAUUGCUCUGUGUGUUACCUCAUUUAAGCAUAGACAUCACAGAGAGGGAGGAAACAAACAGAGAGAUCAGAUGAGUUAUAAAUGUAAAGAUGGCUGGGAGCAACAUGGAGGAAAGUGCUAUUAUUUCUCCAUCGCUAAAACCUCCUGGAACGAGAGCAGAGAUGCAUGUAGAGCUAAAAAUGGAGAUCUGGUUAAGAUAGACAGCACGGAGGAGCAGAAAUUCCUGGAGAGUAAACUGAAAGAAAUCAUGAAGUCUGAUGACAAGUUCUGGAUCGGACUGAUAUACUCAGCUAAAAACAAGACAUGGGUUUGGACGGAUGGAUCACCGCUGAACACAAGUUUGACUUUUUGGAAGAACAAAGAUAAAGACAUUAAUAAUGGAACAAAAGGGGCAAAUCCUGAUGCGCAAAGCUGUUUAAGGGUGGAGGCAAAAGGUGGAGCUAAGCUUUCGUCCUGCAAAAAGUCUCAUAGAAGUAUUUGUGAGAAACAAACAGUUACUGAAUGCUGUAAAUGUGCAACUGUCUAAAGUUCAGUCAGUCUAUAAAAGAGUGUCAGUAAAAGAUACAGACGUUGGAGUUGCGAUAUGUUUAUAAAGCUAAUGUCUAAACUGUAUAUCCCUUCUAGAUUUGCUUUUAGUAAAAAAUAAAAUAUACUUGAAUAAAUCUGAAUAACA
Oreochromis aureus is the source of this 3197-nucleotide messenger RNA. Its product is annotated as hepatic lectin-like. NCBI's taxonomy places the organism in Eukaryota, Metazoa, Chordata, Actinopteri, Cichliformes, Cichlidae. The coding region runs from base 2223 to 3050 and encodes 275 amino acids. The transcript is spliced from 7 exons. The record is from RefSeq and is a predicted model, not a curated record.